This is a messenger RNA of Xyrichtys novacula (pearly razorfish), 10344 nucleotides long. The record is from the annotation of a GenBank genome assembly. Lineage: Eukaryota; Metazoa; Chordata; Actinopteri; Labriformes; Labridae.
GGGUCCUUCACAGUGUAGUCCCGGGGGCUGUCUGAUUGACUGGCCCAUCGUUUGUCAGGGAAGCAGUGUCGGCUAAGACAUUAUCACAUACAGGUAAGCUUUGGCACACCUGUCACUGAUAAUAAAACUAGAAAGAGUGGAAAUAGGAUUAAUAAAUGAUUAGUCAGAAUAAGAAAGCAAACAUAGGUCACAUUUAACCGAAAACUUUAGCUAACAAAUAGCCACUUAGCUUCAGGGGUUUGCACCUGGCUAGCUUGCAGAGGAUUUGUGUUGAUAUUCAAAGCAUUUUUGUUCAGAUUGUUGUGAUUUUGGUGAUAUUAGUCGAAGCAAACAGGUUUGUGGUAGUUCUGCAAACAGUUUUGAGUCUGUUAGAGUCCCGUGAUUCAGUAUUUCUGUCUGUGUCAGUCUCCAGUAGAGGAAUCUGGGUGAAGGGUCACAGAGAGAGGAGGGGGGUUGGGAGGGUCAAAUUUAAAGUCAAAUUAAACAGCAUUAUUAUAUAGAUAAUAACACUCACCAGGCCAAAUAUAUGUUAAAAUUUGCAGCUUCACAAAAUAAAAUUCGUUUGAUUUGUAUAGAGGGCAAACGUGGAUCAGUUAAGUCACACUUGAAGUCGUUUAAGGUCUUUGGGUCUAUCCUCAGAGGAACAGAAACUGAUUGUCCUCAUUUAUCAAUGCGAUAACAUCAUAUUUACGCAUUUUUGCCUGAUGUCAUCCUUAUAAACACCUAUUUUCUCUAUUGCUGUGAAAAAAAAAGUGAACUGAACAAGUGUUAAAUACAGUAUAACCCAAGAUCUGACUUUCCACAUCAAACCAGGUUUUUACACAUUCCAGCAAGGCUGACAGUUUUUUAUGAGCAGAGUGUCUCAGAUAUUUAAAGACAGGUGUGCACUUCUGUUGAACUUUGGCCUAUAUAUAGAUACAGUACAUGUAGAUCGUACCUGAGGUGGAUUAAUAUAGAGGACACCUUGUAGACAAUAUGGAUACAACUCUGCAUUGAGGUCUUGCUCAUGUUAUAGGGUUUCUAUUUCUUCUGUCCCACUUAUAACCUGGCUACCAACUGAAGAUAAAAACAAGUAGUCAUAUAAAGAUAUUACUUACACAGCUAAAAAUGUAGUCCCUCAGUUUUGACGGCUGGUUGCAUAUCUGUGGUAAGGAUACUCUUAUGAGCCCACUUACAGGUCAAAUUAGCAUUAAACCUGCCAUUUUUGUGUGUUUGUUUUUUUUUUUUUUUCUCAUGUCUGUUUUCUUCAAUUUGGUUCAAGUCUCUUUGCAUGUCGUGUAGGUGUGUUUAACAUCCCUCAUUAGUUUGUCUACUUCACUCACUGGUCAGUCACUCUGAUGUUUUGCACUCUCCAAGUAAAUUUAGAGUAGUAUUAAAAUUAUCCUCUGUGUUGUUUAGUGAUGUUAACAUUAAAGGGAUAUUCCUACAUAAAUUUAAGUUAUGGUCAAAUGUACCAUAACACCAAGUUAGACACCCCCUCGAGAGAUGAAUGUUUCUGCUAGCUUCUCUCAACACGAAUGGAUCUCAUGGCUGUCAGCUUGUCCAGCAGAGUCUCUGUAACUUUGUGGUAACUUUCUUAUUUAUUUUUCAAGAACAAAAUGACGUCCAUGUUGCUGACAACGAUGCGGACCUGCUCAGUCGGCCCCUCAUUGGCGAUGCGCUUCGGUAAGAUUUCUGCAGUCUUAUUUGUUACAAUUCUUUCUUGUUGUUGUUGUUGUUGUCCUUGUUCUCCUUCUCCUUCUUCUUCUUCUUUUUAAGAAAAAGACAUUAAAAAAUAAAACAUAAUAGAAAUGACCAGCAGAUUGAAUGUAUUAAAGUUGUGGUCAUAAGUACAUAAAGUUUAUCACAGAGAUUUUCCUCUCUGUUAUUAUUUUGCUUCAUUUUUCACUCUGGUCUAAGUGGUUAUCCAAAUAUUCACAUUCCUGUUCUCAAACCCAGGCUGAUAUCUGCUUCUGUUGUUUUAAACAGUGUAUCGUGGAUGAUAAAGAUUUUCUUUGUGUUUCUCAGGGGCGCGAUCUCUCAGUACGACAGCCCAGCUUCAGGCUCAGGGUAGGUUAUUCGUUGGAAAUACGAUUGUUGGUUUAUUUAUUGAUUUACAAAAAUCAGUGCAGGACUGUCUUUGUGAGGCGGAAUCAGAGUGGUUGAAAAUGAUUCAAGUGUUUUAAUCUGCUGUAUUUUUGUCUUUUUUUUCCAGCCCAGACAAAAAGUAAAAAGACGCUGGCCCGGCCUGGCGUGAAGAACAUAGUCCUGGUUGAAGGAGUUCGAACUCCUUUCCUGUUGUCUGGAACCACGUAUGUCUUUAAUCUACUUUCAUUUCACUGGCUGGAGUUUGUUGCCUCAUACAUUCAUUCGAAAUCAUUAUGGAUGCAGCUCCAAAAAUCUGUGCUUUGACCUGUAGAUGGUCAGCAAACUGUUGACAGCCAUGUCUCCUUUUAACAGAGAGAUCAUCUGGGCCUUUGAGGUUCACUCUUUUCUGGGUUUUGUGUUCACAGAUACGCUGAUCUGAUGCCCCAUGACUUAGCCAGAGCAGCUCUGCAGUAAGUCUGUCUCAGUUUGCAUGUUUUUUGUCCAAGAACACCUGCUGCUUAGAAAGCCAGAGUGUUAACUUGUUUAAUUCAGUGUGACUUUGAUGUAGAAUUUUCAUUCGGGGCUUUCAGGGGUCUGCUGAACAAGACCAGUGUACCCAAAGACGCUGUCGACUACAUCAUUUAUGGGACAGUCAUUCAGGAGGUGAAAACCAGCAACGUAGCACGAGAGGUACGUUCUAAUAGAUCCGAUUUUGCAGCACAGCGAGGGGUCUGGUGUUUCAUUACAGGGAUCAGUGUGUUAAUGCUGUAGAUCUUUUGUCUGUAUUUCCUCUUAGUAACUGCAGACUAGAGAUCACAGAGCAGUUCUGGUGUGAGCAGCUGUGAUUAGAUUUGUCCAAUUCCAUGUCAUCAUAUCAGCUGGAACACAUCACACAGGUUUUAGAGCUUCCUGACUGUCCAGGGGCCACAUAUGUCAAUUACCUUUAGAGCUAACUGUGACUCAGCAGUUUGUGUUGUGCAGGGUAACUGAUGCAGAAUGAACACUAAAAUGCUUAUAGUAAGCCAUGUAGGACAUCAUGUUAACUGAAGUGGACUAUCUUGAGCGGCUUUCUGUUUUAGUUGUUUUGCACCAUUUUUAAUUUUUCGUGUGGUUUGCAGGCAGCUUUGGGUGCUGGCUUCUCUGACAAGAUCCCAGCCCACACGGUCACCAUGGCCUGCAUCUCCUCCAACCAGGCGAUGACCUCAGGUAUUUCAGGGGGAGAAACCUCGUCACCAGUUUCCUUCUCCUAAAACUUUGCACUUCAGAUUUAUUUUAUGCCUUUGAGAAAAACCAAAAACAAGAAUUAGAUUAAUUAGAGUUUUCCUCUCAAAGACCUUUCCUGUCUACAUCCUGGUCUGAUCUUUGUCUCUUUCUCUCUGUCCCUAUCCUCUCCAGCUGUAGGUCUGAUCGCUGCAGGUCAGUGUGAUGCUGUUGUAGCAGGAGGUGUGGAGUUCAUGUCUGAUGUCCCCAUCCGCCACAGCCGUAAGAUGAGGAAGACCAUGCUGUCCCUAAACAAAGCAAAGACCCUGGGACAGAGGCUCAGUCUGAUCGGCAGUAUCCGCAUGGCUCACCUCGCCCCAGAGGUAUGUUCAUUUUCAACCAAAUUCUGGAUUUUCAAUUCUUCUUUAGACUCUCUUCUAAAGCUUUGUAAUGAUUUGUGUGUAGCUCCCUGCCGUGGCUGAGUUCUCCACAGCUGAAACAAUGGGUCAUAGUGCAGACCGUCUGGCUGCCGCUUUCGGUGUCUCCAGACUGGAGCAGGAUGAUUUUGCUCUGCGAUCACACUCUCUGGCCAAGAAGGCCCAAGAGAGUGGUCUGCUGGAGGACGUCAUGUCCUUCAAAGUACCAGGUAAACACUUCUCCUCCUUGAAUCUCAAAUACACAACAGAGGAAAGGGAAUAUAUGGAAGCAAGUCACAGAAGCUUGUGUCCUUUGGGUUUUUGUUUAGGAUUAUUUUUGGGGGGACCGUGAUGCUUUUAUUUGAUAAGUAGGAAGCUAGAAAGAGAGUAAAGGAGAUCCAGCAGUGGCCUGAGAGUCGGUAUCCAACCUGGGCUUCCCACAUUGAGAACUGUAACCUCUGUAGUUUGGACGGGCCAUAAACCACUGAGCCAAACCUGCAUUCCCACAAUCCUCCAGAUGCGAGGCAUGGGUUUUGUUCAGAGGUGUUAAUUUGACCUAUCAUACAACAGUCAUGCAACACAAUUGACUGUGCAAAAUAAAGAUAGAAUGAAUACAAAGGGGCCAUCCCUCCAUCCAAACCAACAGAGUUAGCAAAAGAACAUGUUGUAGAGUGAAUAACACAAGAGCUGACAAAACUAAAGACACGCACAAAUUUUGGAUGAGGAAACACCAGAGGUAGAAAAAGAUGUUUAAACUCAAUGUAGGAAAGCAGAGGUAAUGAGUAAGAUCAUCGAUAACAAAAAAUGACUCAGAAGGGCUGUAAAAACAGAGAAAAGGCUGUUACAGGUUGUGACAUCACUGAGCUCUUGAACUUUAUCUACAUUUGGAAAAUCAGUGUCAAGUCACUGUUUGAUGGUGAGGUUUUUAGGUUUAAUUCCCCUACAUGUUGCUCUGAGUGAUCACCCGCAUCAUAUCCUUUUUUCAGACCUGAUGGUCGAAAUUAAGUUAGAUUUUUCUUUUCCAUCCUUGCAAAUGCAAAAUAAAAAAAAUGAAACCAAAUACUUCAGCCAUGUUAUAAAGCAUCCUGAAGGACUCCAUUCUUCUGAAGCAGAGGUCUGACUCCUGUUAAAAUGAGCUGAACAGGUGUAGAUCACACAUUUAAAGGGGUUGAAAUAACAGCUCAGCAUUUGAAAUAUCACUGAAAAUAUCGGGCUUCAUGGUUGGUUCCUGCCCGAGAAGGUUACAUUCAUAUUCACAGAAUAUAUAAUCAUUGAUUGGGAUGAUUGCGUGAGAGUUGCAUGAAGUUGCAGCAUAUUUUCAUCAUGUUUCACAUGUUUUUGAGCUCUUAAGUGAUCCAAUCAGAUGUAUUUGGUCGAUAGUAUGUGUUAGUUACCCCCAGCCUAUUACGUGAAUUAUACAGAGCUGUUAACCAAAUACACACUGCCAGUAAAUGCUGCUGCUGUCUGUAAAACAACUGAAUAAACUGUUCGUAUCAACGAAGGAUUACUUGUAGAGGUGGGUGCAGUUCAUCAAUGUAUCGAUGCAUUGUGAUGCUUUAUGUGAUGAUUUGGCGUUGAUUAAUUUACGUUGAUGCUUAAAAUAAUUUAAUAAAUAAUCAGUCGAUGCUUUGCCGCAAGACAGGAACUAAAAAACAACAACAAAAAACGGAACCGUAAUAUGCGCUGCCCAGACUGUUUAGUGAGUGGGACCACAACAAACAGAGCUUCAGCUCAGUUCAGCUUCAGCAGCCUCCAAAGAGCGUCUGAUUCUCUAACCACCGGGGUUGACUGCAACCAUGUGGAAGUACUCUGGAUUUUAUGAGCGAGCAAACAAGAUGACUGACAAGACCUUGUCAAUUUGCAAGAUGUGCAAAUCAAAAAUAAAGUACCUUGUGUGUGUUGUAAUUGUGCGUCUACAUUGAUUCCCAGGUCGUGACAUUGUCUCCAAGGAUAACGGCAUCCGCCCCUCCUCCAUGGAGCAAAUGGCCAAACUGAAGCCUGCCUUCAUCAAACCUCAUGGCACUGUCACCGCCGCCAACUCCUCCUUCCUGGUAACCACUAACAAACAUAUAUGCACAAAAACACACACCCCUCUCUCUGUCUCUUAAAACACACACACACAGGCCCUGCAGCGCUCUCAGUGUUCUUAAUUCUUCCUCUCUGGUUCAAAAGCACCUUCAGCAUUGACACAAGCAUCUGUCUCUGUGUGUGUAAGAAAAACGCACAAAGCUGCACACACUUCAAGCUACAAAAAUAAGACCUGCAAUUUACCUGGAGCAAAACACUGUUAGGAUCUGAUUGAGGAUGUCUCUUCCUGUUCAGACGACAACUUUAGCUUCACAUUUUUGAAUCUGUCGUAUUUGCACCUCUUAAUGAACUUUUCUGGGUAACUUUUCCAGCUCAGUUAUCAAACAAAAUGUGUUGCCCUGCUCAAAAUAUCUCCCCUCCAUCUAUUUGAACUGAUUUGACUCUCAAGUUGAAACACUGUCGCCUCUUAUAAACCACUCUGGCUAUAAGUGAACUGCCUGUUUUGUGUGUUGUCAGACUGACGGUGCCUCUGCUGUGCUCAUCAUGUCUGAAGAGAAAGCUUUGGCUAUGGGUUACAAGCCCAAAGCCUACCUCAGGUAUCUGCACACUCGCUGUUUCUUACAGCAUCCUCAGCAGUGAUCUUAGAGUGGAAGUGCUCAUUAUAUCAUGUUUUCAUCCCGGCAGAGACUUUGUCUACGUGUCCCAGGACCCCAAAGAUCAGCUGCUUUUGGGGUGAGUCCCUCUCUGAGUUUUUGACUGCCUGGUAGGUUCUUUGUCUGGUUACAUGUGAGUAGAAAAAACAUCUGUUUUUGUCUUCUUACUGUGAUCAUUUUUGACUCAUGCAGGCCAACGUAUGCCACACCAAAAGUUCUUGAGCGGGCUGGUUUGACUUUGAACGACAUUGACGUCUUUGAGUUCCACGAGGCAUUUGCUGUAAGUUAUCACAACACAUUUUAACUCCGAAACUACUCAGAUGGUGAAAAAAAAAUAAAAAAACAGACUGAAACUAACAUUGAAGCCUCUUAAUGAGCUGAAAAUGCAAACACGGUCAUUAAAAAGAAAGCUGACUUUUUAAAAUAUUUAAUUUUGAUGUGUGGAAUUGCUGCAGCUCAGUAGGUGUCAAACAACAAGCUGCUGAAAGGGCCUUUUAACUUCUUUGGUAGCAAAGAUUCAUAGCAGUCAGGAUCAAAUUGUUUGUCAGAGUUAACUACUUCAGUGAAAAAGACCAAACCAGUUUGUACAGAGGAGUCACCAAAAACAACACAAACAGAGCUUCACAUGUGUGGACUAGCAAAGAAAUAGAUGUAAAGUCCUUUAUAAAAGUCUCAUGUAAUUUUAAGGUCAUGGGGUGAUUUCCACUACAGAGUCAUGCCUGACUUUAAUGUAGUGCUGCCUGAGAGCCUGUAGAUAAGAGCCAUUGUCAAUCAAUCAAUCAAUCAAAUUUUAUUUAUAUAGCGCCAAUUCACAACAGUCGUCAGCCCAAGACGCUUUUCAAAGAACAAGAGCGGGUCUAGACCACGCUCAUAGUUUGAUGAUCAAGAACCAACCUAAGAUGGGUUUUGGCCCAUCUCAACUAACAUGAGUAGCAGUGGCAAGGAAAAACUUCCUUUUAACAGGCAGAAACCUUGGGCAGGACCCGACUCAUGCCAGACAGCCACCAUGCCGCUGCUGGGUUGGGGAGGAAUGUAGAGAGAUGGAGGGAGAGAGAGGAGAGAGAGAGAGAGAGAGAGAGAGAGAGAGAGAGAGAGAGAGAGAGAGAACAAGAUAAGGGGAAGGAGAGAGAGAAUGAGUAAGGAGAGGGAGGGGAAGGGAGAGCGAGUAGAGAACGAGGGUGAGAGAGAGACAGGGGACAGCAGUAACAACAGCAACAACAACAGCCAUUGUCAGCAGUCUUUGGGCCAUGUACAAUUUUUUCAGAGACUUCCCCCAGAUUCUCUGAUUUUAAUGAUCCUUUGAACUAAAGAUGAUUCUAGUCCAAAUUUCUUGCAAUUUAAUACAAUAACUGUUUUAGAGCAGAAAAGAGACAGCAGUUUUUUGUAAUUUUCAGUUUUUUUUUCUCUGCUCCAUCUUUUUAGAAACAAGCAUCAAACUUGAAAUCAUGAAAGAAAAAUAAAGUUUAAAUACAACCAGAACUUUAAUCAGUAUCAGCAUUUGAUUGUUGUCUUAACACUGCUGUCAUUCAAAUAUAGGAUUUAAAUGAUGCACAAACCAUCAAAAUCUGUUCAUAUAAACAUUUCAGGUUCUUAAAUUUUUUGGAGUUGGAGUUGUAUUUUUUCAUUAAAUUAUCACCCUUGAAUUAAUAGAUUUAUCUAAGUAGCUGCCUUUUCAAAAGUUUUUUUGUAGACCAAGAGGAGCAAUCUAAGAAUGUCACUGUGGGUGGACAAGCUCCCUGAGCAAAUUUAAAAGUUUUUGAAGCCCUCAAACACUCAGACUGAAACAGAUUACAUUUUCAAUCAAUCAUGACACCAUAUAUACCAUGAUGAUCUCUUAUCCAGUAGAAGUCCAUGUUACCUGAACACCUCAGCAAGGAUUUCGCCAUUUCUCUUGUCUUGGUUUAAGUUUGUAACUUACACUUAAUGUCUGGUAUCUAUGGUAACUGUUAAAAUGUUGUGCUUGAUUUUCCAGGGUCAGAUAAUGGCAAAUCUGAAGGCUAUGGAUUCAGACUGGUUUGGCCAGACGUACUUGGGCAGGCAAUCAAAGGUAAAGACGGCAGCUGACUAGCUUUGGAUGCAUAAAACACUCUGUUACUUGCAUACUAAGUAUAUUAUUAACAGCAAAGUUGGAUGAUGAUAAAAUGUGUGUAUCAUUUUGGUGUGGUUAUUUCUCUUUUUUUAGAUCUCCUAAUCCUCUGUGUUAUAAAAGGUAAUACUGAAAUUAUUUUUGUUUCUGUAGGUGGGAACUCCUCCUAUGGAGAAGUUCAACCUGUGGGGUGGCUCUCUGUCUCUGGGUCACCCGUUUGGUGCCACAGGCUGCAGGUUGGUGACCACAGUGGCACACCGGCUGAAGAAGGAGGGAGGACAGUACGGACUGGUGGCUGCAUGUGCUGCUGGAGGACAGGUAAUCAAGCAGCCAGUGCAUAUUGAAGAUGAAUCAUACAAGAAAUAACUCCCUUUAAACCUAAUUACAGAUAUUUUACAUGAGUUUGAGGUAUGAAAACAGCACUUUCUGCACAGCUCAGGUGUUAUUUUGAGCGUCUAGAUUCUUUGUUUAUCUUAACUUUUGAAAAUUUCAAUAAAAUCUUAUUUGCAUGUUUUUUCUGACAGUCUUGCUCUCUUGUGUUCUCUAGGGUCAUGCCAUGGUGAUCGAGGCGUACCCCCAGUAAACAAAAACAUCACCUGUGACACAAAUCUUCAGAUUUCAUCAUGACAUGACGACUCUUUGCACGCUAAUAUCCAGACAACCAAGUGUACAUAUUAGCACCACUUUGCCUUGAUGAGAGGAGAGUCAUGCAGUUUGUGAGCGUUUUUAGAGAAUCUCGUGUAAAUUCAGCUUCUGCUUACAGGAUGUAAAAUUAUCACUGAAUGUUGUCAAGGAGUGUUGCCUUUGAUUUUUUUCUGGACUAAAAGGUUUAACUAAGUCAGCAUCAUUACUGAGUCAAAAUGUAACAUAGCUGAAUUUUAAGACUCGCAGGAGGGGGAGUGAUCCAAAUGUUUAUAUGUGCUGUAAUAUGUUUUUUCUAACAAACUGUUGGAAUUAAAGGGUGUGAUAGUAAUAUCACACUAGAGCUCUUUUUUGAGUUUGCCCUUCCUUUUGAACCUCUGAACUACUCUUUCUUUCUUUUCUUUUUUUUCUUUUUUUUUUUUACACAAAUGUGAUCCCUGAACCUUUUUUCAAGGGGCACAUUUGGCCGUUGAAAAUGUUUUCUGGCCCCCCACUUUAACACGCCUGUGAGUAACCUUAACCAAAAGUUUUUUUUUAAAUGUUGAGAUUUAUUCAGGAACAAAAACACAGAACUGCAACUUCACAGUGAUGGAAAUAACAGUUUGGUAUCAAAAAUCUCUUCCUGUUUUAUAAAAAUAAUCAAAAUACCGUUGGGUUAUAGAAGUGGUGCAUAUUUGAAUUUAUUCUACAUCAUGUUUUGUUCACUCAGGCAAUCACAUAUUAAACUUUGUCAAAGUUUAAUAUGUCUUUUAUUGUUUUGUUCGAUCAGAUUUGACUGACUGGCUCAGUAAUAGUUGCACCUUUUACCUUAUCUCAGAUUUACGGAUCUUACUCCUGUCUGUUGGAGGGGUAAACUGUGGUGGCCCUUGAGGGCAACUGAUCAAAUGUUUAAUCAACACAAAAAUAUUUCACUUCACAAAAAUAUUUUUAAACCCAAAUCAAGGCACCAAACACUAAAAUACUUCAUGAUAUCCCAAAAAUAAAUGCAAAACAAAUAAAUGUAUUAAUGCAAGAUAUUAUUAUAAAAUGCAAAAGUAUUUCAAAAAUCCACCAAAAUUAAUAUACCAAAAACAUCCCCCAAAUGCAUAAGUACACAGAACUAAGAAUCUCAAUGAUGGCAAAUAAUGAGUAUUGUAUGAAAUGCACAAACAUUUCACAAUUUACAGGAAUAUUUAAUGAAAUGCAAUAAAAAAUAGACACAUUUCACGAUUCAAAAAAUAUACGUGAAAAUGUUUCACAAAAGAAAAAAAAA